Molecule: messenger RNA, 315 nt
Organism: Phytophthora nicotianae INRA-310
Lineage: Eukaryota; Oomycota; Peronosporomycetes; Peronosporales; Peronosporaceae
Exons: 1
Coding region: 1-315 (104 amino acids)
Source: RefSeq, a predicted model, not a curated record
AUGAAGGCUACUCUCAGAAUUGACGCUGUGAUGGGAGAUGCAGAAGCUGCUCAGCUGAAUGGUUUGGUGAAAAUUGCUGGUUUCGGUAACUCCAAGUACUUGAUGUGCUUUUUUCACGUAUUAUACAAUGUGAGAAAGCGCAUCCGGCACCUACCCGAUUUGACCCGUGCAGUUGUUUAUCGUGGAAUUUUGGAUAUGCACUAUUCACUUAGUGAGGAAGAGCUGAAAUCGGUAUGGAGUCGGGUGAUGAAUGAAUGGAGACGUGAUUCUCGAUUGCGAGAUUUUGCUGAUUAUUUCUAUAGUCAAUGGUUGUAA